AUGGGGCGGCUGAGCGUGGCGGCGUCGAAGGCGCUCUCCCUCCUCCACCACCCGUCCCUCUCUCAGUCCCUCACCGCCUUCACCGCCGUCUCCCACGUCAAGCAAGUCCACGCCCACCUUAUCGUCACCGGCGACGCCCAGCAGAAUAUCUUCACUACCACCCGCCUGCUCGCCUGCGCGGCCCUCUGCGGCUCCCCCGACCUCUCCUACGCCGAGGCCAUCUUCCGCCACACCCCGGCCCCGACUUUCUUCAUGCACAACACCCUCCUCAGAGCAUAUUCAAGGUCCCCUGCUGAUUCCCCUGACGGCAUUGCCCUCUAUGUUCACCUGCUCCGUGCUGGAUUCUUUCCCGAUAAGUUUACUUUCCCGUUCGUGCUCCAUUCGUGCGGUCUCUUAGAGAACCUAUUCCUCGGGCGGCAACUCCAUGGCCACGUCGUGAAGUUCGGUUUGUGCCACGACGUGUUUGUCGUGAACAAUGUGAUGGGCAUGUACUCGAGCUGCGCGGAACUGGGCUCGGCCCGCCAGCUGUUUGACGAAAGUCUCGAUAUAGCCAAUGUCGUGUCGUGGACUAUCCUGGUCACUGGGUGCUCGAAUUCUGGGGAUAUCGAUACAGCGCGGGCUUACUUCGACCAAAUGCCGUCAAAAAACAGUGUUUCUUGGAAUGCUAUGAUCACGGGGUAUGGCAGGGUGGGCAGGAUCAGCGAUGCUCGUGAACUAUUCAAUGCAAUGCCUGAACGGGAUUCUGCAUCAUGGGGAGCUUUGAUAUCUGGGUACACCGAGAAUAAACUGUUUAUGGAGGCACUGGUGCUGAUUAGAGAGAUGGUUAACCGGGGCGAGGUUCCAAAUGAGGCUGCAAUUGUGAGUGCAGUCUCUGCCUGCGCGCAUCUCAGGGCACUGGAAGAGGGAGACUGGCUCUACGAGUUAGUUAAAGAAAUUGGGUUUGAUGGUAAUGUUAUUCUCGGGACAGCGCUUCUGGACAUGUUUGGGAAGUGCGGAAACAUUAGGAAAGCUCUCAUGGUUUUCAACUUGAUGCCCGCAAAGAAUAUCUAUUCGUGGAACUCCAUGAUUGCCGGGUUGGCCUUCAAUGGCUAUGGAAGGGAGGUCCUCUCUCUGUUUUGGAAAAUGCAGCUACUAGGCACCACUCCCAACAGCAUAACAUUUAUCUCCCUGCUAAGCGGGUGCAGCCACUCCGGAUUGGUCGAUGAGGGUCUUCAUCUCUUUAACAUGAUGACCCAAAAGUAUCGGAUUAAGCCUCAGUUGGAGCAUUAUGGUUCUGUGGUCGAUCUUCUCGGUCGUGCAGGCCUCAUUGAGGAAGCCGUGCAUUUUGUCGAGGGAUUGCCCGUCGGGCCCCACUCAGGCUUAUGGGGAGCCCUCGCUGGGGCAUGUAGGAUUCACGGGGAAGUUGAGUUGGGCAGAGAGGUUGCAGAGCGACUUGUUGAGUUGGAGCCUCAGCACAGCGGGAGGUAUGCUUUGUUAUCGAAUAUUCUUGCGUCGGCGAGGAGAUGGGAUGGUGUAGAAAUGGUGAGGAAACUGCUCAAAGAUAGGAAGGUGCUUAAGACCCCAGGAAGUAGCAUCCUCUAA
Molecule: messenger RNA, 1581 nt
Organism: Punica granatum (pomegranate)
Lineage: Eukaryota; Viridiplantae; Streptophyta; Magnoliopsida; Myrtales; Lythraceae
Source: RefSeq, a predicted model, not a curated record